This is a messenger RNA of Culicoides brevitarsis, 1641 nucleotides long. RefSeq lists its product as uncharacterized. The record is from RefSeq and is a predicted model, not a curated record. Lineage: Eukaryota; Metazoa; Arthropoda; Insecta; Diptera; Ceratopogonidae. The transcript is spliced from 7 exons.
AUGGAGAAAUAUACAAAAAAUCCGUAUGGCAAAUCGCGACGACGAAGCUUGCUGAAAAACGUGUAUGACACUCGCAAAAAGAAAAUUAGAAAAAAAGUGGAGUGUAUUAGUAAUGAUAGUAAUAACGAAAGAAAUAAUAAUCACCAUGUGCUCAACAAUAAUAGUUCUAAAGAAAAUAAUCUAAAAAUAAUUAAAACAACAACAACAACUAGUGAAAAUUUAUUAGAAAACUUACCGUUAGGGAAAAAUGUUAAUCGUUACAGACGAAAAUUAUUUCCGAUUACGUUAUUUCUGUUGGUCUACUGUUACGUUUGUUCGUCGGCCGUCUCGUCGUUUGGUGUUGUAGCUAAUGAUGAAAUUCAUUAUCCUAGGAGUAAUAUUAGUUUAAGUAGUAUUGAUCGAACGAGAACUACAGAAACAACAGGGACACCAUCAUCAUCAUCAUCAUCGCCAACAACGCACACCUUCAUAAGCACAUCAUCAUCAUCAUUAUCACCGUCAGUCCGGAAUGCACGAGAUGUGAAUGUUGCCUUGAACGACGAACCGGAAUACGAUGACGAAGAAGAGGACGAGCCUGAAGAGGAUUAUGAUAUUACGAAAAAUAAAAGUGCAAAAGGAAUGUACGUUGGAGCACCAUGUGAGUUAUCGUGUAAUGUUAUGUUGCAUCACGUUUUUUGUGAUCCCGCUACAAAUACAUGCGGCUGUGAAAAAAACUAUCCAGUCCUUAUUGAUAGACGAAAAGGAUGUGCCAAGCCUAAAAAAUUGGGUGAACAAUGUUUGUACCAUGAAAUAUGUGCAUACAGUGAUCCAAAUUCGUUGUGUGUGCAAAUAAAGCACAACGCGAUAUGCGAGUGUGCCGAGGGAUUUCAUUCGGUGAGCUAUUUGAAGCCGACCAAGCGAAUUUUUUGUACUCAAGAUUUAGAGGUUAUUACAUCGAAUUUGCCCACAUUGCUGGGCGUCAUAACAAGUAUUACAGUGUUGGGCGGUCUAAUUUGCAUGGUAUUGUAUCUAUUUAGUAAGAAUAAGUAUCCGCGUGCUCGUGACUAUGGCGAUGCCCAUUUAUCGCCGCCAAUUAUGUAUGCCAGUGAUACAGGUAACGAUAAAAUUUUGCAGUAGAUUACGCGACCGUCAUCCCGUUCGAGUCAACGUUCCAGCGGAAGCAUUAGUUCCUACGGGCACCGCAGGACAUCUGGCGUGCCAUUGCACGGCUCCAAAGGUGUCCUCGUGUCAGCCUCGCGUACAGGAUCCCGAAGACCAAGUUUAGCAUCGGUUCAUAGUUCGAGUUCGUCUGUCAAGAGUUAUAGCAUGAAGAGAUUUGAGCAGGAAAUUCAGCAAAAAGAGCUGCGGCAGGAGAUGAAAAAGCAACUUACGAAAUUGCAGGAGCAACAACAACUGCAACGCGUCAAGCCGUGCAUCAUCAUUGGCGACGCGAUCCCGUUUACCGUAACGCGUACCAUUUUGCCUACACCAAGUCCCAUUACUCCAAAGUCCACAGACGAACUUUUGCCGUCUGUGUGUGAAGAACAAGAGUUUUCACCCAGUCUCAGCAGCACAAAAUCAGGUAAUAGCAGCAACAUUAUUCCUGUAGACGAUGUAAAACUUAGCGUUAAUCGGGCAUCAACGUCAAAGGAUUUCUCAUAA